Knipowitschia caucasica is the source of this 321-nucleotide messenger RNA. Lineage: Eukaryota; Metazoa; Chordata; Actinopteri; Gobiiformes; Gobiidae. The record is from the annotation of a GenBank genome assembly.
AUGUCUGAUGAAGAGGACAGAGCCGGACCUCCACAAAGGCCCAGAAAAACAAACGGACCAAGAGGACAGAUUGCGUGUGCUGAAGUGUCUGAUGAAGAGGAGCUAGAGCCGACCUCCACAAAGGCCCAGAAAAACAAACGGACCAAGAGGACAGAUGCGUGUGCUGAAGUGUCUGAUGAAGAGGAGCUAGAGCCGACCUCCACAAAGGCCCAGAAAAACAAACGGACCAAGAGGACAGAUGAAGCUUCUAGAAACCCAAAGAAACCCUGGAGUGAGGAGGAGAGCCGUGGAGAAGAGGAUGGGGAAGGCAUUCUCAUUUGA